UGUUUAUGGCCAUUUUAUUUUGAAAGUUUUCAUUAAAUAAUAGACUGUUUGUUAGUUCCAAUAUUAGCUCGACUUUAGUUUAAAUUAUUGUUAUACUGUUUCGCUGCAGUCGAGGAAUGCGUUCUCUGGUGACAUUCGCUGCAAUACUUGUUGCUGUAACAGCAGACUCCAGAAUCUGGGAGAAACACCGCGGAAAAGUUUUAAGGGGUAAAUACAGUUCUGGAGUGUCCGAGUACAACUAUCUAGAAGAAGCACAGAUUGAGUGUAUGAUGCGAUCUGAUUGUGGUGGUAUCACCUACAUCAAGUCCUCUCAAAAGUACUCUCUGAGAAGCGGUGUCAACCUCGUGGACGCUCCCAAGGGCAAGAAAGCAACCUCCUGGCUCCUCAUGAUACCGAUCCGUGAAACAGAAUUUGAGACAGAUUUAGCGGAAGGCAGGGUUAUGUCAUGCUCUGGAAAGGAGAUAAACGAAAUGGGUUGUUCUUGUCUCGCGGAUCUCUACAAUGUAAAUGGAUGCGCUUCAAACCUUAGCUAUGAUACCGGCAGUUGUGUCACGUACAACCACCACUGUAAGCAGCUAAAGGACGGGAAGAAGAAGGAGAAGACUUGUUGCAGAGCUAUCAUGUGCUACAUCAAUAAAUACAACUGCUAAGUGCAGUCUUUUAACCUGUAAACUAUAAAGUAUAUUAUAUGGAUUUGGACCUUUACUUGAAAUCUGAGUGAGACUGUUCUUUUUUGAUAUUAAACUUCAUUAUAUAACUCAACUGUCGUUGAGAUUAAAAACCAUGAUUUACCUUUUGAGG
This is a messenger RNA of Bolinopsis microptera, 801 nucleotides long. RefSeq lists its product as uncharacterized. Bases 117 to 650 code for a protein of 177 amino acids. The record is from RefSeq and is a predicted model, not a curated record. The transcript is spliced from 5 exons. Lineage: Eukaryota; Metazoa; Ctenophora; Tentaculata; Lobata; Bolinopsidae.